Cataglyphis hispanica is the source of this 1791-nucleotide messenger RNA. RefSeq names its product acyl-CoA Delta-9 desaturase-like. Lineage: Eukaryota; Metazoa; Arthropoda; Insecta; Hymenoptera; Formicidae. Bases 390 to 1451 code for a protein of 353 amino acids. Gene Ontology annotation, cellular component: endoplasmic reticulum membrane. The transcript has 7 exons. The record is from RefSeq and is a predicted model, not a curated record. Gene Ontology annotation, molecular function: iron ion binding; stearoyl-CoA 9-desaturase activity. Gene Ontology annotation, biological process: unsaturated fatty acid biosynthetic process.
GUCAAGGUUAAAUAUUUUUUAAAAAUAUAUGUUUUAUGGAGGGACUGCUUUUUGCUUCAGUGUGUGAUGAACUAUCGAUGAAUAUAUACGUUGUCGAUCAAUUUGCAUGGAUUUCUAACACGGGUUUUGAAUGUCAUGUUUGAUUCGUACUCCUCAAAGAUAGAAAUCAGAAUAGAUUGGAUAUUUGUCCAUUAGUGAAUUAGUUGCGUGAAUAAUAAUCAUUAUUUGCCAUUAACGCCAUUAAUCCCAAAAGGGAAAAAUAAGAAAUAGAAAGAUAGAAAUGAGAGAAAUAUGGAAUAAGUUCAAAUUAAAAUAAAGUCAAUUAUAUUUGUGGAUCCAACAUAAAAAUAAUAUUUUGAAUUACCGGUUAGUGAUUUUUAUAAACCCAGAUGGCACCUAAUAUCAUAAGCACGAAUCUUGAAAUGCACGCAAAGAAAGAUUUUCAAAAAGAAAAAUCUUCAAUCACCACGGAUAAUGAAAAUGAUAUGCAGAAUCGAAACAAAACACAUAUAAAGUCUGAAGGAUUGUUCAAAUUCAAGACGGAAUUAAAGUGCUGGAAUGCCAUAUCCAUUAUUCUUCUUCAUACAAGCAUGUUGUAUGCCUGUUACACUUUUAAAUGGUUCGAAGAUUUUAGGACAUUCAUUUGGAUGGUCAUCAUGGGUGUGAUACAAGCGCAGGGCAUUACUGCCGGUGCUCAUCGUUUAUGGACUCAUCGAGCUUACAAAGCAAAAAUGCCGCUUAGAAUUAUACUUUUAAUUUGUUAUUGCUCAGCUGGCCAGAAUAAUCUUUAUGAUUGGGUACGAGAUCAUAGAGUGCAUCAUAAAUACUCGGAUACGGAUGCGGAUCCGCAUAACAGCAACAGAGGAUUUUUUUUCUCCCACGUUGGCUGGUUGAUGAUGAAGAAACAUCCAGAUGUGAUUCGAAGGGGUCGUCAGAUCGAUAUGAGCGAUAUAUUGGCAGAUCCUGUCGCCGCGUUUGGUUACAAAUAUUUUUCGAUACUAAAAUUCAUUUUUGCCUUUUUACUGCCGAUAAUGGUACCUGUUUAUGGAUGGAAUGAAACCUGGUCUAGAGCUUUCAUAUCGCAGAUUAUACGUUAUACUAUCGGUUUAAACUGCACGUGGAGUGUCAACAGUGUGGCUCACAUCUGGGGCUCAAAGCCAUAUAAUAAGUACAUUAAUCCGACGGAAAACAGAUUCGUCGCCUUUAUAGCACUCGGUGAGGGCUGGCACAAUUAUCAUCAUAUGUUUCCAUGGGAUUACAAAGCGGCGGAAUUAGGCAACUACAUGUUUAACUUCACUACAAUGUUUAUUGAUAUGUUUGCAAAAAUCGGUUGGGCUUAUGAUCUCAAGCAACCGUCCGAAGAACUCGUUAAGACCGUCGUAAUGAAGAGAAAUGGCAGGAAUCAUUCUGUGCAGAAAAGUGUGUCUCAUUCAGACUGUAAAAUUAAUUAAUAAAGAUAAAUAUGUUUUUCAUGUUUUUUGGGAAUUCAGCAACAGAUCAUUCGAUUAAAAUGAUGUAGAAAUUCAACAGAUUUAUCAGAUUUUUUCAUUAAUUUAUCAAAUUUUCCAUUAUAAAUACUUGUAUGUAUAACAAACCGAUAUUAUACUUCAAUACGUAUACUUUAAUACGAGUAGUAUUUUUAAAAUAAUUUAAUCAGACAAAAUUUAAUAAUCAAAUUUUGACUUAUUCGUUCAACCUCAAGAAUAUAUUUGAAUAGGUUAAUCAGUUCAACCUGAUUUCAAAUGAUUUACAUAUUGCACAAACUAAAAUAUCUAUUAACUAGAAAAUAAA